GACCGUGCUGUCGGUACUCGGCGAUUUCGCAAUAGGUACCAGCGGUCAUUUUUCUUGUCGUUAUUUUGUUUACCAUUCCGACACGGGGGCAUUGUGCGUUAAAAAUACCGUCGACGACCUUGGCCGCCUAAAUUUGUACUUGUCCUACCUACCAUCGUUGAGCAACAUCUUGCGGCGCCAUCAUUUUCGUAACUCGUGCUUGAAGUGCAUACACGAUCUCGUGCACGUACUCUAUCCUUCUAUACUACUUGUCUAUUAUCCUGUUGUUCCGCACUCAAGUAAGCGUUCACAGUAUACUCUACCGGCGUCGGUGCUCCUGUGUAAAAUACUUCAGCCGUACUGUUGUGCAUACUCUUCUUCGGAAAGUAGUCAUGUAUUGAUAUGGCAAGUGACCAACAUCGAAUACCGAAGGAUCGUUUGCUGUCAUCGCCGUCUACCGUCAGUAUCGUAGUACGACAAGGCUAAAUUACGGCUUCAAAAAAGGACAAAGAACGUUCUAGUCUUCAUGAAUUCAGUUUGGACGCAGUGUCCAGUGCUGUUGCCACAGCGAUAGCACGAUCUGUCGUUGCCCCAUUUGAUAGAGUUAAAAUAAUUUCCCAAGUUCAUUAUACUUCACUAUCGAAUGGGCACCAUUCUCAUUACCAUCCAGGAAUCUUAACUACAUUAAAUCAAAUUUAUCGUGAACAAGGUUUACGAGCAUUAUGGUUUGGAAAUUUUACCAACAUUUUAAGAUUUGUACCUUCACAGGCUGUGAUGUUUGGACUGAAUACGUUUUACCUGAAAUUUUUGCUGGGUAACAUAAAGCACAAAGACAACGGUUGGAGCCACACUGCACUAAGUCUUAUUUCUGGUGGUUUGUCCGGUGCCACCACCCUGUGUAUGUUUUACCCGUUACUUUUCUGUCAGACUCAUCUGGCUUCUCACGUUGGCCCGUUAGUGGAUCGAGAAUACACUGGACUCAUUGAUUGUAUACAAAAAACAGUGCAAACUAGUGGCGUUCGAACUUUAUAUACAGGAUUUGCAAUAGCAGCUAAUGGAAUGGUAAUAAACAAAGCCAUUUAUUUUGGAGCUUAUUACAGCUUCAACAAAGUCAUACUAGAUCAUACAAAUAGUUUAGUUUCCAAUAAAGAAAAAGAUGUCAAGUUACCAUUUUGGGUUCGUUUUGCCACUGCCCAGAUCUCCACUUUUUUGUCACAAGUGUUAAGCUAUCCUCUGGACACAGUAGGGAGAGUGUUGAUUGUACAAACUUCACAUGAAGAAAAAAUAUACCAAAAUGCGAGGGAUUGUUUUUCCAAACUAUGGAAAUCUCAGGGUAUAAUGGGACUGUAUCGAGGAAUGGCGCCAAACAUGAUUCGUUCUACCGGAUCGGCACUUAUUCUCGUGCUUCACGAUGAAUUUAAAUGGUUGUUAAGUAAAACCGGCCUAUUUAGUCUUGAAGGACAAGAUGAUUAAUAUAAAUUAAAUUCACCCUUUGUCUUUUAUACUGUCUAGUUGACUUUUUAUUCUAGUCAAAUACUCUUCAAUCUUGUUAGUUUACACGACCAAUUUUGUGAAUACUAUGUACAACUUUAAAUACUUGUUAUGACAUUAAAGUAAUGCAAUUGAUUUUGUAAA
Molecule: messenger RNA, 1614 nt
Organism: Adelges cooleyi (spruce gall adelgid)
Lineage: Eukaryota; Metazoa; Arthropoda; Insecta; Hemiptera; Adelgidae
Product: ADP/ATP translocase 4-like
Exons: 6
Coding region: 754-1452 (232 amino acids)
Biological process (GO): mitochondrial ATP transmembrane transport; mitochondrial ADP transmembrane transport
Cellular component (GO): mitochondrial inner membrane
Molecular function (GO): ATP:ADP antiporter activity
Source: RefSeq, a predicted model, not a curated record